This is a messenger RNA of Populus trichocarpa (black cottonwood), 1299 nucleotides long. RefSeq lists its product as uncharacterized. The transcript is spliced from 2 exons. Bases 1 to 1299 code for a protein of 432 amino acids. NCBI's taxonomy places the organism in Eukaryota, Viridiplantae, Streptophyta, Magnoliopsida, Malpighiales, Salicaceae. The record is from RefSeq and is a predicted model, not a curated record.
AUGGAAGAUGAAGAACGCGCUCAACGUGACGCCCAUUUUCAAGAAGAGUUAGAGUAUCUGAAGACAAGUGUGGCUCGCCUCACUAGCUUACUCGAGCAAACACUAAGAAAUACCUCUGGUGAAGGUCCUUCUAACCGACCAGUCACUUUUAAUCAGACUCCAAUAACGGCUCAGCCCGAAGAAAGGAUGAGUGAACAUGGUCAAGAGCCUCAACAUAAUCCAGCAUUUGUGCAGUCAGCGACACCUGCACCAGCCCCGACAGUCAUGGAUGCAUUUGCUAACGAGUCCCACCAGGCCAAGUCAUCUGAUAGCCUUGAUCAAGAAAAGAUAGCGACGCUGGAAGCUAGAAUCAAAGUCAUUGAAGGGGUAGACUUAUAUGAUUCUGUACGGGCAGCGGAGAUGUGUCUGGUCCCAAAUGUGGUUGUCCCGAAGAAGUUUCGUGUUCCUGAGUUCAUCAAAUAUAGUGGAACACAAUGCCCUAUGACCCAUCUCAAGUCCUAUUGCAAUAAAAUGGCAGAAGUAAUCCGGAGAUGGAAAGACCUGGUGGAUGCUUUUAUCAAGCAGUAUAAGUACAACAUGGACAUUGCUCCCGACAGAACCAGCUUGUCCAAUCUAGAGAAAAGGGACAAAGAAAGCAUAAGGGAUUAUGCUCAAAGAUGGCGAGAAUCAGCUGCUCAAGUCCAUCCUCCACUUUUGGAUAAGGAGAUGGUCACUUUAUUUGCCAACACACUCAAAGCACCAUAUUAUGAGCAUGUGAUGGGUAGUUCGGCACAACAGUUCACUGACGCUGUGUUAGUGUGUGAGCGUAUAGAGCAAGGCGUCAAGAGUGGUAGAAUUUCUGCACCCACCGAGAAAAGAGGCUUCGAAAGGAAAGAUGUCAACCAUAUUGGAGACGACUAUAAGGGUAGGAAAACCUCAUACCAAAACUACCACACUCCAUCCCAAGUUGCCGACAUCAAAAAACCUGAGCCCCAAAACUUUCAAGCCAAAAGCCAAAUUGGAAAUUACCAAAGGGUCCAAGAACAACUACCUCCAUUACCGCUGCCCCUGAAUGAAAUGUACCAAAAGCUAUUAAGCAUCGGGCAUGUAGCUCCCGAACCUCUAGCGCCUUUGCAGCCACCUUACCCCGGCUGGUACAAGCCAGAGCUCACUUGUGAAUACCAUGCUGGUGUUUCUGGACAUAGUAUCCAUACUUGCAACGCCUUCAAGAGAAAACUUUUGCAAUUAAUCAAGGCAGGGUGGAUAGAAUUGGAAGACACUUCUAAUGUGAACACCAACCUUCUACCUAAUCAUGCUUAA